GGCUCCCGGCGGCUCUCGGCGGCUCCCGGCGGCUCCCGGCGGCUCCCGGCGGCUCCCGGCGGCUCCCGGCACCAGGCCUGGGCCCAGCCCGGCGCUGCCCUCAGCGAGCUCCUUUCUGCCCUCAGACAAGCCCAGGGUGCUGCCUGACAGGAGCCAGAGAUGACCAAGGAAGAAGAUCUACCAGACUGGAACUCAUCCAAGGAGUUUUAUGAAAAAUAUGAGCCGAAGGAGAUUUUGGGCAGGGGGGUGAGCAGCGUGGUCCGGCGGUGCAUCCACAAAACCACGAGGCAGGAAUACGCCGUGAAGAUCAUCGACAUCACGGCAGGGAACAUCUCCCCCAAGGAGGUGCAGGAGCUGCGGGAAGCCACCACCAAGGAGAUUGACAUCCUCCGCAAGGUCUCGGGCCACCCCAACGUCAUCCAGCUGAAGGACAGCUAUGAAUCCAGCACCUUCUUCUUCUUGGUGUUUGACCUGAUGAAGAGAGGGGAGCUCUUUGACUACCUCACUGAGAAAGUCACCUUGAGCGAGAAAGAAACCAGGAAGAUCAUGCGAGCGCUGCUGGAAGUGAUCCAGUACCUGCACUCCAUCAACAUUGUCCAUCGGGACCUGAAGCCGGAGAACAUCCUGCUGGAUGAUGACAUGAACAUCAAGCUGACAGAUUUUGGCUUCUCCUGCCAGCUGCACGAGAAUGAGAAGCUCAAAGAGAUCUGUGGCACUCCUGGCUACCUGGCCCCCGAGAUCCUGCAGUGCUCCAUGGAUGAUGAGCACCAAGGCUACGGGAAGGAGGUCGAUAUGUGGAGCACCGGGGUGAUCAUGUACACCCUGCUGGCCGGCUCGCCGCCCUUCUGGCACCGCAAGCAGAUGCUGAUGCUGCGCAUGAUCAUGAACGGCGAUUACCAGUUCGGCUCCCCGGAGUGGGACGACCGCUCUGACACCGUCAAGGACCUGCCGGUGGCCUGUGCAGAUCUCGCGGUUCCUGGUGGUGGACCCGCGGCAGCGGUACACGGCGGGCCAGGCGCUGGCACACCCCUUCUUCCAGCAGUACGACGUGGAGGAGGUCCGGCACUUCAGCCCCUUCCGGAAAUUCAAGGUGAUCUGCCUGACAGUCCUGGCCUCGGUGAGGAUCUACUACCAGUACCGGCUGGUGAAGUCAGUGACCAGGGAGCUGGUGGUCAGGGACCCCUACGCCCUCAAGCCCGUCCGCAAGCUCAUCGACGCCUGUGCCUUCCGCACCUACCGCCACUGGGUGAAGAAGGGGGAGGCCCAGAACAGAGCUGCCCUCUUUGAGAACACCUGCAAGGCCAUCCUGCUCACCCUGGCAGCCGAUGAGGGGCUGUUCUGAUCACCACUACCCCAGCCCCUGGUUCACAGUAGGCGAGUAAAAUCUUUGAAAACAAA
Corvus hawaiiensis (hawaiian crow) is the source of this 1398-nucleotide messenger RNA. It is a transcript of the gene PHKG1, whose product is annotated as phosphorylase kinase catalytic subunit gamma 1. Gene Ontology annotation, cellular component: phosphorylase kinase complex. The transcript is spliced from 10 exons. Gene Ontology annotation, molecular function: phosphorylase kinase activity; calmodulin binding; ATP binding. Bases 160 to 1287 code for a protein of 375 amino acids. Gene Ontology annotation, biological process: glycogen biosynthetic process; protein phosphorylation. Lineage: Eukaryota; Metazoa; Chordata; Aves; Passeriformes; Corvidae. The record is from RefSeq and is a predicted model, not a curated record.